AAAAGUCUGAGGAGCACAGUCUUCAGAAUGUUGCAGAAGUUUGCUUGUCUGUUCAGCACAAGUCCUAGCAAGUAUUCGGCGUGUCUAACACAACGAGAAAGUUAGGGCAAUCUUGGCACUAGUUAUUCUAAAGGAUAUCGUCGAAAGAGACAGAUCUACUUGAGGUACAGUUGUAUAUAUUCAUCACCCAUAAUAGGCCUGAAUAGCAGAACCCGAAAAUGUUGGCGCACCGUUGUAACGAACGAAUGGCGAAGAUGCUCCUGGUAAUUUUUAAUGUUGCUUUCCUGGUGUGCGGUCUAGGCAUUCUCCUGGUGGGUCUGAUCGAUAUCCGAUACGAACGGUCGAUUAGAGAGAUACUCGAUGGCUUCUCUGGAAUAAACAUAGCGCUGUUUGCUACUGGAGGGUUUAUUUGUCUGGUAUCAUCUGUAGGAUGUUGUGGUGCCCUAGCGGAAAAUACCUCCUUGAUCACAGUAUACGUAUAUGGUGUGAUCUUCCUGAUCUUUGUUCAGCUGGCCAUUGGUGUGGUAGCGUUCUACAAGCGGAACGACCUCAAGCAAUACGUUAAAAGCAAAGCACUUGAGUCGCUGGACCAUAUCAAAGAUAAUCGUGUUAUUGCGACUGCCUGGGACGAGCUUCAGCUGGCCUUUUCAUGUUGUGGAGCUAUUUCGCCGUUGGAUUAUACCGUUAGAUUUCUUCCGUUUCCGGCGUCGUGCUGCGGUCUGCAAUCGGGCCAAGGAUGCUAUGUCACAACGGAAGGAUUUCAGUUUGUAGGUUGUGAACAUAUAAUCGAGCAAUUCCUCAGGACGCAGUAUCUCUUUUUAGGAACGGUCACAAUACUUAUAGCGUUUAUAGAAGUGUUGGGGAUCGUCUAUGCGUGUUGCCUUCAAAUUGCCGUCGAAAAAAGUGACAAACCAUCAAGUAUUGCGAAUUCUUCCGAAUCUUGACCGCGGACGUCGGUUAAACAGGUCCCAGGCUAGGUUCAGGGAAAUAACUAGAUUGUUAUAAGGUUGAACCGUGUUUACCUGCGAAUGGCAGGCUGUUUUUGAAAUUAUGUGAUGACGAUUGUAUUAGGUAAAUGUGAAUCUCGUAGAAAUGGAUUAAGUUGUUCCCAUUCGUGUGUGUUCUUUACGAUGAGACCCGUGCG
Varroa destructor (honeybee mite) is the source of this 1144-nucleotide messenger RNA. Its product is annotated as CD63 antigen-like. The record is from RefSeq and is a predicted model, not a curated record. Gene Ontology annotation, cellular component: plasma membrane. NCBI's taxonomy places the organism in Eukaryota, Metazoa, Arthropoda, Arachnida, Mesostigmata, Varroidae.